GCAGCCUUCCCCUGUGUGUCACCCCCACCUCCCCCAGACAGCCCCUUCCCGCUGGGCGCCCCAGACCCCCUCUCGCUCUGCGUGCCGGACACGUGGGGCUCCAGCACCCACUCCUGUGAUGAAACCCCUUGUGCCUGCUCCCACGGGGCCACCCCAGCCAAAGUCAUCAGCCCCUGCCGCAGCAUCCACGCAGACAUCAAACCGGAGAACGUCUUGCUGUACGGACGCGCCAAAAGCCUCCAAAGGCUUCUGCCCGAUACACUCGACUAUGGCCAGAGAACAGAUUUGAGGCUAAAGGGACCAGGAGGUGAUCCUGGCAAUCGAUUGGAAGAAUCUGAUUUAAUGAGCAUAGAAGUGAAAAUUGCAGAUCUGGGCAGCGCGUGCUGGACAUACAAGCCUUUUUCCAAGGAGAUACAGACCCAGCCGUACCGUGCUCUGGAAGUGCUGCUUGGAUUGGACUACGGCACUCCUGCGGAUAUCUGGAGCACAGGCUGCCUGGCAUUUGAAAUGGCAACUGGGGAGUGUCUAUUUGAUCCUCAACCUGGGAAAUAUUUCUCCAGAGAUGAUGAUCACGUUGCUCGUAUUAUUGAACUUUUGGGAAGAAUUCCUCCCCACAUUGCUUUCUCCUGGAACAAGUCAACAAAUUUUUUCAGCAGGCCAGGCGCUCUCCUGCGGAUCUCCAGGCUUUCCCCCCGCAGCCUCCACAGCAUCCUGGCGGACAGACACAACUGGACAAAACAGGAGGUCACCCCCUUCACCAGCUUCCUGCUCCCCGCGCUGCAGUACGCACCCGAGCGCCGCGCCACAGCCGCCCAGUGCCUGCACCACGCGUGGCUCAGCGCUCCGUGA
Balearica regulorum gibbericeps (East African grey crowned-crane) is the source of this 849-nucleotide messenger RNA. NCBI's taxonomy places the organism in Eukaryota, Metazoa, Chordata, Aves, Gruiformes, Gruidae. The record is from RefSeq and is a predicted model, not a curated record.